Molecule: messenger RNA, 6393 nt
Organism: Symbiodinium sp. CCMP2592
Lineage: Eukaryota; Dinophyceae; Suessiales; Symbiodiniaceae
Source: the annotation of a GenBank genome assembly
AUGGACGGUGUUGGUCUGCAGGCCCGAGCGGCGGGCAAUGUUGCACCGGAGGCUGCUCUUGCAUGGGCCAUGCAGAGCUCAGGUGGCUCGUCCUCAUCCUCCAGGUCUAGGACUUCUGCUAAGGCUAUGCGAACGCUUCAUUGCAUGGACCCAGGUGAGGCCGGGGUGUUUGCAAACACCGCAACGUGGGAGCUCUGCAUCGCAUCCAUCUGCCUGGGCUUGACAGGUCGUGGACUGACUCGCCGAAGACGCUAUCGAACUGCGCGGCAGGCUAUGGGCAAACUCGUGCGACCACCGCUGCCGCCGUACAUGCAAGCAGAUAGCCAGGCGCUGCUGCCGCAAGCCUCCCAGGACAUCUAUGUUCACCCAGCUUCUCGCGGGGUGGAACAUGCUUUGACGAGUGAUUCGUUGAGGACGCUGUGCAAAGCCCUGGCGUCGGCAUCCGGCUCGUUUUUAUCGAAUCCUGAGAAGGGGCUGGACAGAACUCGGAGACCGAAGAUGGAUGCGACCUUGACAAUCAGGGCACUGCUUCGAUACAGCGAGUUGCGACAUACAGCUGGCGACGAUUUGCUGCCCCAAGACUACCUCGGGGAAAGCGGCCAGGGCCUUCGAGCUUUGCUGAAGCACUGCCGGAACUACCAGCUGGAGGUGGCAUCUGCUCUGGAGUCACGAGAGGAGGACACGGUUCGGAUGAUCCGGGCAUUCCACGACCAGGUGGAUUUGGUCAAGAAGUAUCUGCCCUUUUUCCGCACGACCCUCGAGAAGUCCUUCCCUGCUCUCCUCAGGCAGAGCGUGGAGCCGAUGCCCCGGCUGAUCAGCUUCCUGGAUUCCUUUGGCGAGGUCCAGCUGAGCUUCCUGUACGAAGCGGCGAAAGACAAAGUGUUCAAGGCGCGCUUCGCCGAGAUGCAACCACGCCACCUUCUUGAGGUCACAGACAAGUGGGUCAGCAAAGCUCGCAGUGGCGAGCUGGCCAUCGUACAGUCGCACAAGGCCAAAGUGGUGGUGCGGCAUGUCGCCAGCCUAGACAUCUCGCUGCCUCCAGAAGAGAGAGCGGUCUGGAUGAGCCUGGCAAUCUGGGGCUCAGUUCUCGAGACGUCGCCAGAAGUGGAGCUGAUCGAGGACCGAAUUCGCAAAGGUGCCUUGACUCGCGGCGAUCCGGUGGAGAUGCUUUCUUUGGCGGAGGGCAUGGGUGACAUUCAUGGCUUCAGUGAUGAGAUGUUUGACAUGAUACAGGCCCCGAUCAACCAGGCCAUGCUGCGCAUGGGCCCAGAGAGGGCAUCGCAGGCAUUGGCCUCGCUGACCUUCAGAACAGGCUAUCUCCAAAAGCCUGCUGACAAGGCACUGGCUCGUCUUCUCAAGCCAGAAAGACUCGUGAAGAAAGUUUACAAGUGGAAAUUAGGAGAUGACCGGUACUUCCCAAAAUUGAAGAAGAAGGAUCCUCCGAAGCCAAAGAGGCCGAAGGAGGCUCUUGCCGGUCUCAUCGUCAAGGUCCUCGGCUUCUUCACCGAGAACAUGCCUUUGACUGCUCUAGAGUACGUCCUUGCCAAGUGGGUGCGGAAGAAUUUCCGCCUGGAGGCAUGCUACGAGGUGGCCAGUGACCACCUCUUUCGGAUCAUUGCUGGAGAGGAAAACCUUGUGGAUCCUGAGAAAAGCGAGGAGGACGUUCUGGUUCCGCCGGGGUCUUUCGCCAGAUGCGGCCAGCACUUGGUCGGACUUGGUUUGCCGGGCUACACCUUUGCACCUGCAGUGGAUUGGCUGCUCUGCCACCAGGUCGGCUGGACGGAGCGCAAGGCCUUCCCUGAAGAAGCCGUCUCCGAGGAUGUAGCCUCACUGGAGGAUGCGACGAAGAGGAGGCGCGCUGCCGCAACGAAGCUUGUCGAGUCCUCGCUUCCUUUGCUCAGCCAUUUGUGGCCUGUCCAGAUGUCGGAAGGAGAAACCGAGGAUGCCAGCAUGGAGCAGUUCUCAUUGCAAAAUGCGGACGAGCUGCUGCGGCUCGUCGGGCGAACAGAGGACAGACAGGGCAGAAAGCGCAAGGCAGAUGUGGCAGCAAACGAGCUGGUACAGCGCCUUUCAACGCAGCUGAUGUUCGAUGAUCUCCCCCAGAAGGCCGAGACGGCCAUGUGUGCAUGGCGAGAAGAUCAGCCUGAAACCUCUCUUAGCACUAUAGUCGCACCUCUGCUGCUCGAGGCAGCGCACAUCGGUGCAGAAAGAGGGAUGCCAGAGCAGCGACCCGGUGGUGUUCUGUCGCGGUCUGUGUCACUGCUAGCCCAAGCCAUCAAUUUGCAAGAGCUAAGUCUGCAAUCUGCUGAGUGGGCGCUGAUUCCGUUCGAAGCCGCAGAAAGCAGCGAGGAAGCUGUCUCACUGGUGGCUGCCUCCUGUGCUGUGGGUGGCGUGCCAGAGGACGUCAUGGCUGAAACCUGCACAGCUUGGUUGGACUUGGGGAACGGGAAGGAGUUCGAGACAAAGGCCUGGCAGCUGUCUUUCGGCAUUUGCAAGUCGCUUGACAUGUCUGCCUUUGUGUGCUUAGCAGGCCUGGCACAGCUCCGAAAGGCCUUCCUGAUCCAGCAGAGCUUCCGGAUUCUACUUGAGUACCCCAUGUUCGUUGCUGCAGAUGCUAUCUCCGAAGCUGCUCAAAGCGAUGUGCCCGGCCACCCUCACCGCCUUCGCCAUUCGCAGCAUGCAGCCUUGAUGAUGUCAGCAAUGUCCAUGGACCAGCUCUGGCGGACGUCUACCCGUCACCAUGCACCCCGCCGAUACAAAGCAUACAUGAGAUUACUUUCCACCCUCAUGGAGCUGGAAUGCAUCGCAGCAUUCAGCGGUUGCUUUCCUGGUGGAUGGGAGCACGAAGCCAGAGUCUCGAACAGAGCUUGCGGCUUUUUCCGGACAGAAGUGUCGAACGUGCUCGUUAUUGACAACGAAACUGAAGCAGGGACAGCAUAUCAGCAGGCUGGCAUCAACGCGAUCGUGGCAGAAUCCAGUUUCGCAGCUCACCCAUGCUACGGCCAUAACCUCCAAGUUGGCAAUACAGCCAAGUAUGAGGAGCACAUAUCCCUGAGGGUGAUGGCGCUUGCCUUGGGCAUCAAUCUUGAGAAGACACGCAGCUACUGGAUCCCAUCUUGGGAUACUCAUGUCGAGCUUACCGGCGUGUCUUGCGACACUGCGCACUCACUCUGGUGGCAUCUCGCCCUUCGUGCGCCUCUGCAGGUGAACACAGAAGGAUGGGUUGUGAAUGUGGGUGCCGGCGAUGGCUCGUGUUCCUACGGAGCAGCCCGCGGAGUCUUCCAAGAUCUAGAUGUCUUCAAGGCUGGUGAUCCAGCGAACUGCUUGCUGCAUGCCGGCUUCCAGGGCAUUCUCUUUGAAGGUGAUUCCGAGAAGGCUCAACAUGUGCGGCAGGUGUUUGCCCAAAGAGAAGGCAUUUGGGUGGUCGACAAUACAACAAAUCCGUUUAAGGUGCUGAAGCAGGUUGUCGCUUAUCGUGAUAGCUUCGAUCUGCGAACGCAGCCUUUGCUUUUGAAAGUCGAUGUCGAUAAUUGCGACUGCUGCUUCGUCAUGGCUCUGCUGGAGAGAGGUUUGCGGCCUCAACAUAUACACGUCGAGGUCAACUCCUUCGUUCCUCCGCCCAUCUUUUUCCGACCGGUGGAAUUCGACAACUCCAUAAAAGGAGACUCAACGCUUGAAAUUGGUCCUGAAAGUGGCUUCAGGGGCCACAUGGUGCAUUGUUCACUGGCUGCCUUUGCUGAGCAGCUGGAGCCUUUUGGCUACAAGCUGGUGCAGCUGUACUUGCAUGAUGCUCAUUUCGCUCGACAGGAUGUGAUACAAGGGGAUGUCGGCGAAGCAGGAACAUCCCGACAGCUUUGGUACGAGAUUGAAGAUCUGGAACUGGCAUGGAAUGCGGGCUUCUACUGCCAUCCACUUCGACCCACUCAGCCCCUUGAGGUGGAAUACAAGAGGAUGUUCCUUUACGACUACCGUCAGUGGAAUGACAAGUCACUCUCCGUCGAGCUACGUCUACGUUUGCUGAGAGAGUACUUGGACCGCUGGCAGAAGCCGCGGAGCAACUACGAGCUGCGAGUCGUGGGAAUCCCCGCCCGAACGGCCUCGUCCCUUCGCGGCGCUUUGGGUGGUCUGGCGGUUUUGCUCGAUGCGAUCGAUGGAAAACCACCAUCCUUGUCGGAGCUUGCUAGAGCGAAAGAGGCAAUCUUAGCUGAAUUGGGCGGAAAAGGAAUGGCAGCCUUGGCAGAUGCCGUGGCGUUGUCCUGGUCCAUGGCCAUGCCUGGCCUGCGUCCAGCAGUGGCCGCACUGCACUUCGAGCAGUGGUGGAACGGCCAAGAAAGCCGACAAGAGUUGGUUGCUCAAAUUGCUGGCUCUGGACUACAGGAGCUGUCUUGGAACUUAAGUCUCAAGCUCAAAGCCACCUUUGCCGACAAGAAGCCCACGGAAUACGCUUCUCCAGCUUGGCGAGUGGAGGGCGUUCAGAAAGUCCCUUGGUUUGUGCCAUCUGGAGUCGUGAAGGAAGCAAGCAAGGUAAAUCCAGUUGGCUUGCAGAAAGAUCGGAAGAAGCCUCCAGGCUUUAUCGGGUCGAAGACCGCAAAGAAAGGUGCCGAGGAGAAAAGCGGCGGACGCUGCAUGUACUGUGCCAGCACCUACAAGUUGCGGGCGAAGCACUUCUUUCCGCCAGAACUCGGUGGAACGGACUAUGUCUCCAACGUCUCGAUGGUCUGCGAGCUUUGCUCAGACAUGCACGAAGCACUGGGUCCGAAAAGGUGGGGUGAAGUGCUGUCUGCAGAACCAGAAGAGGCUGCGGAGGUCUGGUGGGAGGCGCAAAAGAAGGCCAGCAUAAGUACAGUAGCUAUGGCAAACUUCAUGGAUGAGCUAGCUACAGGUUCUCGUCGCACAUGGCGGGAUCUGUGCAAGAAGGAGACGCCCACGGUGGGGUCUGAUGGUAUGCUGCAGGGCAGUUGGAGGGAAGCGGUCGUGGCGGCGGUUGCUUGUGAAAAGGCAGGCAAAGCCGGAAGAUUUGCGGAUGGCCCGGCGGGUCAAGUGUUGGACUACAUGCUGGAGCGGGGCUUCAACAAGUUCUAUACAAAUGCGGAGCAAACGGAGGAAGCAGCGCAUGCCGGUCGGAUUCGUCCAUCUAUGGCACCAUCCGGUGCAGGAGCGGCGAUCGACUCCUGGUCCGGGGGUGGCAAGCCGCAUGAGUAUCGUCCAGGGAAGGACGAUGGCAAGAAGCCCGGCUCCGGUGAUCUUCAGAUCAGGUGCGGCAACUGCGGCAAUGUUUACGGUGUUGCGGUGCCACCAGGCACUGCGCCCGGUGCCACCGUGCAAGCGAGGUGUCCGCACUGCGGCACCACCAACCAGGCUGCAAUGCCACACACCGGAGGUUCUCCGAGCAGCCCAAUGAAAUUCAGCGGUGGAGGAGCACCACCUAGAGCCUCAGGCCGUCAGAAAGCCUUGUUGAUCGGAGUGAACUACUUCGGCACGCGAGCGGAACUGCGAGGUUGCAUCAACGACGUCCACAAUUUGUUCCGCCUCCUGACAGAGACUUAUGGGUGGCAGGCUCACAACAUCAGAACACUUACUGACGAUGGCCGCGGAGGAGGAAUGCCCACGCGCCACAACAUCACUCAGCACCUCCGUUGGCUUGCAGAGGAUGCCAUGCCAGGGGAUGUACUGUUCUUCAGCUUCUCGGGCCACGGAGCCCAGAAAGAAGAUCCGCAAGGCUUCGAGGAGGAUGGCAUGAACGAAACGAUCCUUCCCGUCGAUUUCGAGCGUGCUGGAAUGAUGACAGAUGACGAAGUGAGUGACUACAUCGUCAAACCCCUGCCAGAAGGAGUCAGGCUGACGAGCGUGAUGGACUGCUGCCACAGUGGCAGUGGCUUGGAUCUUCCGUUCACUUGGGAUCCGCGACGGGGCAUGUGGCGUGAAGCCGUGAACCCGUUCCUUUGUAGAGGCGACGUUCUCAUGUUCAGUGGUUGUGAAGAUGACGACACAUCUUCGGAUGCAGCCUCCAUGUAUGCAGCACCUGGAGGUGCAAUGACGACAGCUUUUUGUGACGUGCUUCGCAGAAACCCUCGCCCGAUAUACCCAGAGCUGUUGCAACUCCUCCAUCGACACCUGAGCAUGGGUGGCUUUUCCCAGCGGCCGGUGCUGAGCUCUUCUCAGCAGUUUUCGCUCGAUCGGCCAUUCUCUUUCGAUGACAUCCAUCCGAACAUGAACAGCCAACUUGGUCGCAUCUUCAGACAGCGCUUCCCACCGAGGCCUCGGCCAAUGAGUGGGCCGCUCGCAGACAUGCUUGGGCCCUUGGGCAUGCUGGCAGGUGGUUUGGUUGUCGGCGCCCUCGCUGGGGAAGCCCUCGAAGGUGGUGUCGGACUGCUUGGAGCUCUGUUUGGGUAG